Capsicum annuum is the source of this 1439-nucleotide messenger RNA. RefSeq lists its product as uncharacterized. The coding region runs from base 304 to 960 and encodes 218 amino acids. The record is from RefSeq and is a predicted model, not a curated record. Lineage: Eukaryota; Viridiplantae; Streptophyta; Magnoliopsida; Solanales; Solanaceae. The transcript has 2 exons.
UCAAUAGUUCAAGUCAAUAAUAAUCCUACUGAAGACAAAUUCCUAGAAAUCAAUAUACUCCACAUUUGUCUGCAUGGUCUCCUUUAAUGUCAGUUAACAUUAACUAUACAUUUAAUUCAUCACCCAUUUUAAGGCCCCUCAAUUAUAUAGACCAGAUUGGAAUAUACAUACAAAAUAAAUAAAUAAAUAACUAUUCAAAUCCAAGACUGAGAUCUUAGCUUCAAAUCUUUAUUUUCCUUGCCCUCUACUUCAUCCUAUUUAGAUCUUGAAGUGAAGUGCAAAAACAGGGAGAUCUAAAAGAAAAUGGUGAGUGGUGAUAACAGAUCUCAUCACCAUCCUGCAGAUUUUCUACUAAUCAAACAAGAUGACAAGUUCUUCUCAAGGCUUUUGUCUAAGGAAAGCACUGGAAAAGGUGAGUCUUCAUUCAGGUAUUACUAUUGUGGAGGAUCCUCUGGUUCAAUUCCAUUUGUUUGGGAAUCUCAACCAGGUACUCCUAAACACAAAUUUUCAGAUACUUCUCUUCCUCCACUUACUCCUCCGCCUUCUUAUCAAACUAAUGCGCACUUGAAAUCUUUGCAAAAACAAUCAAAAUCCAAUUUUUUCCUCUCUAUUUUCCCUAAGAUUUCCUCCAAGAGAAUUACAUUUUCACCCUCAGUACUCACGUCCUCUUCUGUUUCGUCAUCUUGUUCGUCGUCCUUCUCAAUGUCUUCCGUCCAAAACUCUUGUAAUAAUUCCAACCCAAGAAACUACCGUUCACGAUCAGAAAUUGAGGAGUAUGAUCACGAGAAGCUGCAGAUCCCUUCUUCACCAACUUCUACACUCUGUUUUGGCUGUGGAAUGGGUAAUUCUAAGUGUUUUCGAGUCAAUUAUCCAGUCAAGAAGAAUGUCAAGAAGUUAGAAGGUGUGCGAUUGGUUUCAGCAGAGAAAAUCUUGCUGAUAAAUCAUAAUGGUAGCGCGUGAGAGGAAUGAGUGCAGAUAAAUGUAAGGAUGCAGGGACUGCUGACGAGGGCAGCCUACUUAAGACAAAAGUAGGAAUUUAUUCUUAAUUUUUGGAAGUAAAGUUCGUGGCUUCGUCCAAAGAUCCAAAUUUAAGGCCUACUUAAAGGUUUGGGAGACGGGAAAAAACAGAGUUUGAUAAUUCGAUUUAGGGCCAACUUGAAUCAUUCAAAGAUCCAAAUUAUGUGGUCCACUGAGUUACUGAUAUCCAUAAUUAUGUGGUCUUUUUUAUUAGGCUUAAAUUAUUGACCGAUUCCUAAAUUUGUUUUGAUAUUUUAGAACACUUUCAACUUACCCUUGUACUUAUUGAACACAACUGUUCAAAACUUAUAGCUAUUGAACACGUUUUAUUGACAUAAUAUCAUAAGGGGUCAUUUGAUAGAGUGUAUUGACAAAAAUAAUGUAAGUAUUAAUUAAUGUGUAUUAUGAAUAUUUUAUUUGGU